GCACAGCUCACAUCGAGAGCUUUUCUGUUUGGCGUCGCCGUCAAUGAAACACCUCCCCGUCGAGCCGACGACGCCUAUAAGUACCUCGCCUGAUCGCAUCAUCACUCCCAAGUAGUACAACCUCUCGACCUCUCACCUAGCGCACAUCCAUGGCGCGCUUCCUCGUCGCCCUCCUCGCUGCCACCCUGGUCGCGGUUCAGGCUGGAGGGCAGCUGGGCCACGCAGCGCCGGCGACGGCGGAGGUGUUCUGGCGCGCCGUGCUGCCGCACUCGCCAUUGCCCGACGCCGUUCUCCGCCUCCUCAAACAACCUGCAGCAGAAGCCACCAGCUUCGUAAGAGACCCCGAGGACAGGCCCCCCUUCGACUACCGUGAUUACAGCCGCUCGUCGUCCGAUGAUGAACCAAGCAAGCGCACCGGCGCCGCCUCCGGAGCGGGGGGCUUCGACUACGACAACUACAGCGGCGCCGACGAACGCCGUGGCGCCACCGAUGAAUACAAGGCGCCGAGCAGCAGCCCCGCUGGAAGCGGGGCGUCCAUGGCUAGGGGCGGCAAGGCGGAGACGACGACGGUAUUCUUUCACGAGGAGGCGGUGCGCGUCGGCAAGAGGCUCCCAUUCCGCUUCCCCCCGGCGACUCCCGCCGCUCUCGGUUUCCUGCCGCGCCAGGUCGCCGACUCCGUCCCGUUCACGACGGCCGCGCUGCCAGGCGUCCUCGCGACGUUCGGCGUCGCGUCAGACUCCGCCACGGUGGCCAGCAUGGAGGCGACGCUGCGCGCCUGCGAGUCGCCGACCAUCGCCGGCGAGUCCAAGUUCUGCGCGACUUCGCUGGAGGCCCUGGUGGAGCGCGCCAUGGGAGUGCUGGGGACCCGCGACAUCAGGCCGGUGACGUCGACGCUGCCCCGCGCCGGCGCCCCGCUGCAGACGUACGCCGUCCGCUCCGUGCGGCCGGUGGAGGGGGGGCCUGUCUUCGUGGCGUGCCACGACGAGGCCUACCCGUACACCGUGUACCGGUGCCACACCACCGGCCCGUCCAGGGCGUACAUGGUGGACAUGGAGGGCGCUCGCGGCGGCGACGCGGUGACCAUCGCCACCGUGUGCCACACCGACACGUCCCUGUGGAACCCAGAGCACGUGUCCUUCAAGCUCCUUGGCACCAAGCCCGGCGGCACGCCGGUCUGCCACCUCAUGCCGUACGGGCACAUAAUCUGGGCCAAGAACGUGAAGCGCUCGACGGCGUGAGCGUCCCGGCCAGCUCUGUUGUCUCGCCGGAACCAAGAUCGAUGUACUACUGCUACUAUCUGCUCCUACCUACGUCUUCUGUUGUUCAUACCACCUGCUCUACUGCUGUAGCUCGACACUAGAUGAUCACCAGAGCAGUGUUUGUAAUAAAGGAACAGAACCUGCAGAGCUCUGUUUAUUCAAAUUUGAAAUUCGUAUUCAA
Messenger RNA from Triticum aestivum (bread wheat), 1440 nucleotides. The record is from RefSeq and is a predicted model, not a curated record. Lineage: Eukaryota; Viridiplantae; Streptophyta; Magnoliopsida; Poales; Poaceae.